AUGAAUGGUAUUGCUAAUAGAUUUGUUCAUGAGAAAACAAACAAUGUAUUAAAAGAUAUACAAUCAAUACAGAAUGAAUAUGCAUCUGAAAAUAAUUUUGAAUUGGCACCUUCUAUGCAAUUGCCCCCUAUCUCACAGCCUACUGAUUUUUUGAGAGCACAUACGGAUGAUGCAUCAAACCCAGAUUGUAAAAUCAAGAUUGCUCAUGGAACUACUACAUUGGCAUUUAGAUUUCAAGGUGGUAUUAUAGUGGCGGUUGAUUCUAGAGCAACGCAAGGUAAUUACGUAGCUUCUCAAACUGUGAAUAAAGUUAUCAGAAUUAAUCCAGUAUUAUUGGGUACAAUGGCAGGUGGUGCCGCUGAUUGCUUUUAUUGGGAAACGUGGUUGGGUACUCAGUGUAGACUUCACGAGUUGAGAGAGAAGGAAAGAAUUACCGUGGCAGCAGCCUCCAAAAUUUUAAGUAAUGUCGUUUACCAAUACAAGGGCAUGGGGUUGUCUAUGGGUACCAUGAUUUGUGGUUGUACUAAGAAGGAGGGACCUUCAUUAUAUUAUGUUGAUUCCGAUGGAACUCGGUUAAAGGGAGAUGUUUUUUGCGUCGGAUCAGGGCAAACUUUCGCCUAUGGUGUACUUGAUGCGCAGUACAAGUGGGAUCUUAGUGUAGAGGAUGCUUUAUAUCUUGGUAAAAGAAGUAUUUUAGCCGCGAUUCACAGAGAUGCUUUCUCUGGUGGCUCCAUAAACUUGUAUCAUGUUAAAGAACAAGGAUGGGAAUACCACGGAAAUUUUGAUGCUGGUGAUAUCUUUUGGGAUGUUAAAGAAAAAGAAAAGUCUUUUAACAAUGUUUCAACCUAA
Molecule: messenger RNA, 849 nt
Organism: Priceomyces carsonii
Lineage: Eukaryota; Fungi; Ascomycota; Pichiomycetes; Serinales; Debaryomycetaceae
Gene: PRE2
Product: proteasome core particle subunit beta 5
Exons: 1
Coding region: 1-849 (282 amino acids)
Cellular component (GO): proteasome core complex
Molecular function (GO): threonine-type endopeptidase activity
Source: RefSeq, a predicted model, not a curated record